AUGAAGCUCCAAAAAGCCCUUGCCGUUGGGCUAUUCUCAUUUGGUACUACGAACGCUCAUUAUUUAUUUGGCCGUCUGAUCCUGGACGGGCAGUGGUCUAAAACAUGGGAAUAUGUUCGUGAAAUAAGCCCUGAACCGAGCUUGAGCGGAGACAUAGCCCUCGUAGCACCAAACACGAAUCCCGAUUCGCUUGAUCUUCGAUGCGGACGAAACGCCUCUCUUCCUAUAUCAUCUGUCAAGACGGCGGUGAUUAACGCAGGAUCGACUGUUGGGUUUGCUACUGGUGAACCAGCAUUAUCGAGCGAACGUCCAACGAUGUAUCACCCAGGAUUCGCAUCCGCCUGGCUCUCAAAGUCAACGACCGAUGACCUGGAAUCAUACGCUGGUGACGGCGAUUGGUUCAAGAUCUUGAGUGUGACAGGAAGGACUGAGCAGUCUCUUGAUUACUCUGAUCCUGAGUCGGCACCCUAUUAUGAUGUAUUCAAGUCUGUUUGGGGAACAUUCAGAGUCGGCAGUUGGAACUUCACGAUUCCCGCCACGACACCAUCAGGGAAAUAUCUUCUUCGGUUUGAGCACAUAUUCCCUAACCAAGUCGACGCGCAGUUUUACGUCAACUGCGCCCAUGUUGAAAUUGUGAAUGAUGGUGGCUCUGGUUCCCCCGGACCAACUGUGAAAAUCCCGGGGGUGUAUAAACGUGGGCAGUCAGACGUUUACUUUUCUGCGUAUGAUCUGAAUUUCAAUAUUACAACCUUUGUCCCACCUGCCCCAGUUGUGUGGGAGGGGUGA
Molecule: messenger RNA, 786 nt
Organism: Clonostachys rhizophaga
Lineage: Eukaryota; Fungi; Ascomycota; Sordariomycetes; Hypocreales; Bionectriaceae
Source: the annotation of a GenBank genome assembly